Molecule: messenger RNA, 1335 nt
Organism: Emys orbicularis (European pond turtle)
Lineage: Eukaryota; Metazoa; Chordata; Testudines; Emydidae
Product: glutathione hydrolase-like YwrD proenzyme
Source: RefSeq, a predicted model, not a curated record
AUGUCAUAGCUUAAGUUCUGUUUGCAAAGAUCCCCAGUGGUUUGUAUCAGUGGUUGUGUUGCUUGGAAUCAGCUCCCUGCAACAAAUACUGGAGUUUUUGCAGAUGGCAGGUCUCCCGAGGCAUUGACCAUUGAGCUGUAAAGUGCAAGUUUUAAUGAGACAAAGCCUCUUCCUUCAUUUCAUGCUCCUAAUAUCACUGUGCCAAGUACAACCGCUAGCUGGUGGGAAGCUGUUUCCCUGUAUGGAAGCAAAAAGGUGAAGCUCAGUGAAAAUAUUCUGCAACCUGCUAUCAAAUUGGCUGAGAAAUGUUUUCCUGUGUCAGAGAUUACUGCCUAUCAUUGGAAAUGUGGUGCUCAUGUUUUACAAGCACCUGGAAACAAACCUGGGAAAGAGCUACCGAUUCAUGGCCACACUCCUCAUCAUGGACAAGGGUUCUGCAAUCCCUUUUUGGCCAACACCUUUGACAUAAGGAAAUCUCUGACAAAAUCUGGCAAGAAAAGAUUCUAUGAAGGUUGUGUUGCAGAAGCUAUUAUAGAAACUGUUCAGAAAAAUGGAGGAAUAAUGGAUUUAGAAGAUCAUGUCACUGAUGAAGUCAAACUGAUUUUCACAAAUUCAAGGUAUUCUGGACAGUUCAGUGUUCUGAACCCGGUAGAGAUCAUGAGUUUGGUUUACCAAAAUAUGAAUGUUUGGGAAAUCCCUCCAAAUGGACAAGGAAUCACAGCUUUGAUAGCCCUGCACAUUUUAGACAAUUUUAAUAUUAAAGACAUGGGCCAUAACGCUGCUGACUAUUUACGUGUGCUGAUUGAAGCCUUGAAACUCAGCUUCUCUGUUACUUUCUGGUUCUGUGCUGACCGUGACAAAGCUCCAGUACCUACAAAAGAACUUCUUUCUAAAACAUAUGCUAAAGGAUGCUUGGAGGUAGUUAAUUUACAGAGAGCCAGUGACAAAUAUAAUAAAGGAAACUUGCUACCAGUAGGAAGUGACACAGUUUACUUCACUGUGGUCCAUGCUCAAGGCAAUGACUCUUCUUUCAUCAACAGCAACUAUAUGGGCUUUGGCAUAGGACUGGAACCAGGUGGCUGUGGAUUUACUUUACAAAAUAGAGGAUCCAGUUUCUCACUAUCUCCCAGUCACCUGAACUGCCUCGCCCCAAGAAAACGGCCGUACCACAUGAUCAUUCCUGCCCUUGCUACUGCAGCAGACACUGGGGACCUCUUGUGCUCCUUUGGAGUAAUGGGUGGGUUCAUGCAGCCUCAAGGACACGUGCAGGAUGUAAGUAAUGUAAGUCCUUUGGAAUGUAUGGCAGAACAUCAGAAGGAUUCACUGCUUAUUUAA